GUGUACUUUUAUUUCUGGCCGCUAGAAGCCGCUGCAGCUCCGCCACUAGCCUAGAGCAGAGUGACAGCUCAGGAAUGAAUUGAAACUGUUUCUCUGCGGUGGUUAAAACCAGGCGGAACCGAAGUCAUGCAGCUUCAUGUUGCGGUUAACAGAUGCAAACUAGUCGCUGUGUUUUUCCUUUGGGUCGCCCCUUCAGCUGCAGACAAACCCACAGAUAACGCUCCUGAGCUGAAGCGCCUGGAGCAUCCAGAGCACCCGGUGCUCAGCUUUGUGGGGUUAGAGGAGGUGGUGAUAGUGAUCCAGAGUCAGAGGAACUCCUUUCACGCCCGACGAGGUCACCGAAGGAAGAUGGAGAUCCUGCAGCAGGCAGCUGAACUUGGACAGGGACUUCCUGUCGUUCUCCUCCUCCACGAGCUGUCCAAUGCUGGAGGAGCUUGGAGUCUUCUUCCUGCUCUUCCACAUCUGGCAGCGGUUUAUGGAGAAACGGCAUUCUGGUUUUUUUUCAUAGAAGAAGAAACCAACGUCACGCUGUCUGCUUUGCUCCGGGUCUUUCUCAGAUUCCCACUCGGAGAGGAAUGGUUUUUGGGUAGGCGUCUUCAUGACAACGAGGCCUCCAUCAUUCAUCACUACGCGUUCUCUGAGGACCCCGGCUCCUUCGGGUACCCUGACCCUGCAGCAGGUUGGGCUCUAAGUGCUCCGCUUUGUAAGAGACUCGCUGAGCGGAUUCAUUACGAGAGUCCCAAGUCAGAUUUCACCAUUGAUUUGACACACGAGAUUGCCCUGUAUAUUUGGGAGGAAGGAAACGGUCCAAAGCUGACAGCAGUUCCAGAGUUUUGUGCAGAACCUAGAGACGACUGCGCAACCACAUUUACAACCUACCUGCCUAACUGUGGGGAUCCAAUCUCAAAGAGCAACUUAUUUGUUGCAGUGAAAACCUGUGAAAAAUUCCACUCGGAGCGAGUACCCGUCGUGAAGUCGACCUGGGAGAAGGACGCUGGCAUUUUAGAGUAUUAUAGCGACGUCGCCGACGCCUCCAUACCCACGAUCAACCUGGGAGUACCUAAUACUGAGAGAGGCCACUGUGGGAAGACRUUUGCCAUCUUAAAGCGUUUCCUGAGUCAGACUGCGAGGACAGUUGAUUGGCUACUGGUUGUUGAUGAUGAUACUCUCAUCAGUUUGCCUCGCCUGCAGCAGCUGCUGCGCUGCUACGACCCAGAGGAAGCCGUGAGCCUCGGGGAGAGAUACGGCUACGGCCUGGYUCAGGGCGGAUACAGCUACAUCACGGGAGGAGGAGGGAUGGUGUUCAGCAGGACGGCCGUGUCCCGGCUGCUGUCCAGCGGUUGCAGCUGCUACAGCGACGACGCUCCCGAUGACAUGGUGCUGGGAAGGUGCUUCACCUCCCUCGGAGUUCCCGUCACACACAGUCCUCUAUUUCACCAGGCCCAACCUGAUGACUACUCGGAGAUGCAGCUUUCCUUGCUGCAGGCCAUUUCGUUCCACAAACACUGGAAUAUAGAUCCUUUGACCGUUUAUGCAAAGUGGCUGCAGGACACGCACCAACGAGAUGAACUUUAAGGAACACCGAGUGUCUGUGAACGUGCCACCGAGUGUCUGAAAGAAGGCUGCAGGCAGGUACUGCACACAAACAGCAAACUGUUGGAGUCCCUGUAAUUGUGAAAAACUUAAGUCUUUGUCUGUGUCAAGUCUGCCUGAAGAGGAUUCUUAAAAGCAACGACUUGGUGAUAAUGAACCACUUUACCCAGUUACGUUAUAAAACAGGGUUUCCAUCUCUCACGCAGCUGUCUGACAGUCACGUUUUCACUUUUUUAUUCUCUUUUACCAAGCGCUCACUCUGCCCUGACGAAACAUCUCACUCUGUGUAAAGAAAGUGAAUAAAUGUUAAAACUCUGAUCACUGGUAGAAAAUGUCCAAACAUGGAUUAAAAUCUCUCAAAAGACUCUUUAACGAGGAAGGACCAAAAUGUUGAAAAAAAAUAUCAUCCACCAAAUGAACGUUGAACUAAGAACAAAUGCAGAGAUGCAUUUUUAUUUCAUAAGUUUUUUGGCGUGUAACUCGUUUCGCAAUUUUUGUGCUUUUUUUUUAACAAUUCACAACUAUUAUAGCUACUUCAGGACAUUCCAGCUAUGACUUUUGGUACUCCAGCAACUUAUGCUUUUUGAAACAGUGUUCAUAAAUCUCUGCUGUAUUUCAUACCUUUUGUUCUUUUUUAUAACUUUUGAUGCUAUUUUCAGCUUCUUUUUUGCUUCUUUUAGCCUUUUUUCUGCAAUCAUUCUGACAGUUUCUAGUAAUUUCAUCUUUUUUGUGCUUGGCUUUUUUUUGCAAAUUUCAGCUGUUUUCUGUAUUUUAGCUACUUUUUUAGCUAAUUUAAGCUU
Messenger RNA from Austrofundulus limnaeus, 2393 nucleotides. It is a transcript of the gene b3glctb, whose product is annotated as beta 3-glucosyltransferase b. Gene Ontology annotation, molecular function: glycosyltransferase activity. Gene Ontology annotation, cellular component: membrane. The transcript is spliced from 15 exons. The coding region runs from base 127 to 1575 and encodes 482 amino acids. NCBI's taxonomy places the organism in Eukaryota, Metazoa, Chordata, Actinopteri, Cyprinodontiformes, Rivulidae. The record is from RefSeq and is a predicted model, not a curated record.